This is a messenger RNA of Fusarium oxysporum Fo47, 1547 nucleotides long. RefSeq names its product Cu/Pi carrier. Gene Ontology annotation, biological process: mitochondrial phosphate ion transmembrane transport. Bases 261 to 1397 code for a protein of 378 amino acids. Gene Ontology annotation, cellular component: mitochondrial inner membrane. Lineage: Eukaryota; Fungi; Ascomycota; Sordariomycetes; Hypocreales; Nectriaceae. Gene Ontology annotation, molecular function: phosphate transmembrane transporter activity. The transcript is spliced from 4 exons. The record is from RefSeq and is a predicted model, not a curated record.
GUCACCACCCGCUCAAAUGUACCUGCUACGAGCGUCAUCCUUCCCGUUAUUCACGGAAUUGGGAGUCGCAUACCACCUUAACUCCGCAAGAUAAGGUACUACACCAACCUUCCUUGGACGUUUCCUGAUUUCUUUCUCUCAUAUCAUCCUGCAAUAUUUUCUCACGAUACCUAUUACGGCGUGUUAGUUUGUGGGUUAAGCUCUCUCGCUGGAGCUGAAAGGUCAUAUCAAAACAUCAUCGCCUGCAUCGGACUGCUAUAAUGUCCCCGUUGCACCCAUCCAAGGACGUCCUCCAGGGAACGGUCUACAGCCCUCUCUUAGCAAAGCCCCGUACUCCUUAUGAGGCUCACCUUGAGCUCUUCCCCGCUUACUCCUCCGUCGUACAAGAUGUGAAGGGCAAAGCCAAGGAGCUCAGCGCCGAGGCGACAGCCGAAUUUGAAAAGGCGAGCGCAAAAGCUCAAGCCAAGGCUGGAAAGAUCGAGCUAUACUCUGGAAAGUAUUAUGCCGCUUGCACCUUUGGUGGUCUGAUGGCCUGUGGUCUCACUCACGCUGCCGUAACUCCCUUGGAUCUCGUAAAAACCCGUCGACAAGUUGACUCAAAACUCUACACCAGUAACUUUCAGGCCUGGGGCAAGAUCUACCGUGCUGAAGGCGUUCGUGGUAUCUUCACGGGUUGGAGUCCAACCCUCUUUGGCUACUCUGCCCAAGGCGCCUUCAAGUAUGGUUGGUACGAAUACUUCAAGAAGACGUACUCUGAUAUGGCUGGUCCUGAGGCCGCACAAAAGUACAAGACCGGUCUAUAUCUUGCAGCCUCUGCCUCUGCUGAAUUUCUCGCUGAUCUUGCCCUCUGCCCCUUCGAAGCCGUCAAGGUCCGUAUGCAAGGCUCGAUCCCUAACCCCUACACCGGAACAGUCCAAGGCAUCAGCGCCAUCACAGGCAAGGAAGGCGUCGCUGGCCUAUACAAAGGCUUAUAUCCGCUAUGGGGUCGCCAAAUCCCCUAUACAAUGAUGAAGUUUGCUUCGUUUGAAACCAUUGUUGAGAUGAUCUAUGAUCGCCUGCCCGGUCAAAAGAGUGACUAUAGCAAGGCUGCCCAGACUGGUGUCUCUUUUACUGGUGGUUACCUGGCCGGUAUCUUGUGCGCCAUCGUCUCCCACCCCGCCGAUGUUAUGGUCAGCAAGUUGAAUUCCAACCGUCAACCUGGUGAGGCUUUCGGCGGCGCCAUGAGCAGAAUAUACAAGGACAUUGGUUUCGGUGGCCUAUGGAAUGGUCUCCCCGUGCGAAUUGUCAUGAUCGGUACUCUUACCGGACUUCAGUGGAUGAUCUAUGACUAUUUCAAGAUCUUUAUGGGUCUUCCAACCACUGGCGGCGCUCCACCUCCAGCCCAGAAGCAGGAGUAGGCUAUAUCGGCUCCCCUUGUAAAAAUGCAUGAGUCGCUUGUGCCAUAGUUGUCGAGGACUUCUUGGUGUGCCUUCGUUUUCUGUUCGUUCAGGUGGAUUAGAAGCAAGAGACAGUGUUGAUAGACCAAUAAACAAACCAUUUCUAUGAGA